CCCGAGUCAUUCAGCUGCCUCGUCGGCUGUUGACGCAUGCGCAGUGAGCAGCGUCGAUCGAUGAAGCCCCGGCUGUGCGGAGCCGACGUGGCUCCACGCGGGGUAGGGCCGCUCAUACUUGGGCCGAACGGUCAUACUAACGGUCAUACCACGCGGUUAUAAUGCGGCUGUCUUAGUUUAGCGCUCCGUACAUAUGCUGAGUUUUGCUGCAGGACUGAGAUCUUUAGCCCACUGGUUCGUUUGUUCUUGAUUAGCUUUGUUUUGUGAGCUAGCUUCUGAAGCGAUAUCAUCGAGUUGACAGUGCUGCACAAUGCAGCUGCCAGAUGAGAUGCUGCACAGCCAGGUGGCCGAUCAGAACAAGGACCUCCUCCUGGCCGCCGUCCGUCAGCUGAGCCUGCCCUCCGGCGGUCACGUGCUCGAGAUCGCCUCGGGCACCGGUCAGCACGUGACCCACCUGGCCGCCGGCCUGCCGGAGCUGACCUUCCACCCUUCUGACGUAAACAGUCACAUGCUGGCUACUCUUCGGAAACGUCUGGCCGACGAGCCGCUAAGCAACGUGUGUCCUCCUCGUGUCGCCGACGCCGCCGAGCCAGAUACGUGGCCCGUGCCGGGCGACACGUGCCGCACGUGUUCUCCGGACCGCACGGCGCGCUGCGAGGCGUGCCGGACGCGCGCGCACGUCCCCGGCUGGCUGGACGCGGUGCUGUGCAUCAACAUGACGCACGUGGCGCCUCCAGAGAGCUGGCGAGGGCUGCUGACAGGUGCCGGGCGCUGGCUGAGGCCCGGUGGAGCGCUGCUACUCUACGGACCCUUCCAGCGGGAAGGAAAAAUUCCAGCCAAUCUGGAGACCUUCCAGCAGCGUCUCCAGCAGGAGAACCCGUCCUGGGGACUGCGGGACGUCAGUGAGCUGUGCGAACACGCCGAGAGCUGUGGCCUGCGGCUGGAGUCAGAUACGCAGCCAGCGCCCAACCAGAGCCUGUUGGUGUGGAGGAGGAGGACGGCUGAUCCGGGUAGCUGAGGAAAUGGAGAGAAACAGCAGUGAACUCUGCUGACUUGGAGAUGACGGGGAGAUGACUCCUGCUACCCCUCGGGGUAGCAGGAGAAUGGAAAGGACAUUGUUGGUUUGGAGAUAAUGAGCGCCAGGCCUGUGUGGCUGACGAUAAAGAAGAGAAAGAGAGAGAGAAGAAGGGAUAAAUAAUGUCAAAACCGUGAAGGUGGUUAUCUGCGAGAUAAAUCUUGCUAAAGAGGAGCCUUCCUGGUAUCACGAAAAAGGGGUUGGGCAUCAUGACAAAUUGUUGGCUCUGAACGAUUCAUCCGGGAAGAAGCCGGAACCGCAGGGUAGAUGUGGGAAGAUGUUGAGGUCUGAGCCGUUAAACAGAGACCAGAGAUGUCAACCACGAGAUAUAUGUAGUUGUGAUUGGAUAAGGUGGAGUAGAAAGGGUCAGAUGUGAUCACCUGAGGGGAUUUUAGCUGGCGACCGAGUUCGGUAGCGGUUAGAGGGACCAGAGUAUCUAUC
Amphibalanus amphitrite is the source of this 1516-nucleotide messenger RNA. RefSeq names its product methyltransferase-like 26. NCBI's taxonomy places the organism in Eukaryota, Metazoa, Arthropoda, Thecostraca, Balanomorpha, Balanidae. The transcript has 2 exons. The coding region runs from base 311 to 1018 and encodes 235 amino acids. The record is from RefSeq and is a predicted model, not a curated record.